Messenger RNA from Microcebus murinus (gray mouse lemur), 1260 nucleotides. NCBI's taxonomy places the organism in Eukaryota, Metazoa, Chordata, Mammalia, Primates, Cheirogaleidae. The record is from RefSeq and is a predicted model, not a curated record.
AUGACGGUGUCCGUGCGCCCGAGGUUGCCGGCGCUGUUUGGACGAACUGGGCGGCCUGUGGCGGUUCGGGGACUAGGCCCAGGCCCCGCCCUCACCCGUGCCCGCCCAGAGACCCGGCUCCGCCCCCGCCGCGCCGGACGGGCCCCGCCCAGAACCCUGGGCUCGGCUCCUCCCCGCCGCUCCGCUGCGCGGCGCCGUGGCCGGUCCUCCUGGGCCGGACGCCGUGGCCCGGCUGGCGGCGCGCGGGAGCGGCGGGCCCUGACACGUGGAGUGCCGGGGUGGCCGCGCCGAGCGGGGAGAGGACGGCGAGGGCGGGGACGGCCCUCCCCCACUGCGCGUCCUCGCAGCCAGGCACGGGACUCUGCGGCUCUGGCCCGAGCCAGAAGCGCUUGUUCUGGGGGCAGCGCUUGCAUCCGCCUCCCGGCAAACAGCCCGCCCUUGCCCUGCGCCCUGAGGGGGCACACGCAGGCACGUGCCUCCACGGGGCUCCCUGAGACCCUCCGCACUGCCCCCAGUGUCGCACAGGCGCCUCUGCCCGGUCAGGAAGGGACAUUUCCUGGACCAGCUGGAGGAGAAGCACUCGGACAGCCAGCACCUCGCUCCUACCCGGCCUCGCUCCACCUCCGCAGUGGUCAUGACAAUGACACGCGUGCUCUGGUGCACCGUGGCACGAAAGGCAGCCACGUGGCCUGCACACAGCCCUGUGUGGCGAUAUACACAUUACCCACUCUGGCCUGGCUCCUCCUCUGGGUCACCCUGAAAGGGAAUGGACCCAACUGCCAGUCAUUUUGGCAUGGAGAAACAGAAGUCUACGCAGGGGUACAGGAGCCGGCAGUCCUGCUGCUGCAGCAUCUGGGAGUGACGGAGGCUUCAGCCCAUGGCUCUGGCUCCUUCCCAGCACCCUGGACACCCACCCACUCCCUGGCUCCACACCCUCUUGGGCCCCUGCCCCAACCCCAGCAGACGGAGCAGGCUCUCAGGCUUCUGCUGUGAAAAACAAGCAUUUGUCCACCCAGUCCGUGGUCAUUUGUUAUAGCAUCCUGAGCUGACACCGCGGCCCUGGCUCCCCAUCCCAGACCGUCACAGUCCAGCGGUAUUCACCACAUUGGCACCUGUCGUGCCUGCCGCCCACGCAAGGCGGAAGCUUGCUGGGUCCCAGGGCUGGAACACGCCUGGGGGUUAGCGGCUUACUUGAGUUAAGAAUCGGACGACUAAGCAGGUGGGUGGCAGGUGGGUGAACAGGAGGGCUCAAGGCCGAGG